This is a messenger RNA of Megachile rotundata (alfalfa leafcutting bee), 1472 nucleotides long. It is a transcript of the gene Rrp42, whose product is annotated as exosome complex component Rrp42. Gene Ontology annotation, cellular component: cytoplasmic exosome (RNase complex); nuclear exosome (RNase complex). NCBI's taxonomy places the organism in Eukaryota, Metazoa, Arthropoda, Insecta, Hymenoptera, Megachilidae. The record is from RefSeq and is a predicted model, not a curated record. Gene Ontology annotation, molecular function: mRNA 3'-UTR AU-rich region binding. Gene Ontology annotation, biological process: nuclear-transcribed mRNA catabolic process, deadenylation-dependent decay; U1 snRNA 3'-end processing; TRAMP-dependent tRNA surveillance pathway.
UACAAGAUUUUUUCAUACCCAUAAACUCCACUAUUUUGAUGGUAAUUACAAAAUUAUCUGUUACGAUUUAAACAAUAUAAAUUCAAAGUGUAUGGUACUUCCAAAUACCAGUAGGUGCGCUGUAGUGUAUGUACAAAUGCAAUUUACAAUGAGCGUAAAAGAAAAGGGAAUAAAAUCAUUCAUUUUUAACGAAUAUAUGCAAAUAAGUAUUUUCUACAUGAGAUGUAAUUUGAUUUAUAAAUGCCCAACAAAUGAAGGUUAAUAACAAUUUACCGAUUCUAGUAUUAGCCGUGUUAACACACGAUAACAAUAGUUAGAUAUAUAAAGAGCGAGAAAGAUAAAAAGGAAGUCAUCUUUCUCAUACUCGUGCUAUUUUAUCAAUGUAAAUCUGCCUUUACUACGAAUAUAACCUAAAAUUAACUUUAAAACCAAUCAAAACUAACAUACUGAGAAUGAAUGAAAAUUGCGCGUUGCAUGAUUUUCACGUGGAAAAGAUAAUAAAGUAAAUUGAAUUUAAAUAUCCUUUUGAAAUUAUGCACCGUCUGAUUAGAAUUAAAAAUAUUUUAUAAUGGCAGAGGUUAUUUUAAGUUCUGGCGAAAAGACUUUUAUUCUUCAUGGAGUAGAUGCAGACUUCAGAAAUGAUGGAAGACAGAGAUGUGAAUAUCGAUCAAUAGAAAUUGAAACAAAAUUAAUGCCACAAACUCAUGGAUCUUCAAGAUUACGUAUAGGAAAUACAGAUGUACUUGUGGGUAUCAAAGUUGAACUUGAUUCACCUCAUGCUGAUAAACCUAAUGAAGGAAAGUUAGAGUUUUUUGUUGAUUGUUCUGCCACUGCAACUCCUGCAUUUGAAGGAAAAGGUGGAGAUGAUUUAGCAACUGAAAUAAGUAAUAUUUUAACAAUUGCUUAUCAAACACGUAAUGCUUUCGAUUUAAGAACAUUAUGUAUUUUACCAAGCAAAAAAUGUUGGAAAAUAUUUGUUGAUGUUUUGAUUCUUCAGUGUGGAGGUAACCUUUUUGAUACAGUGGGUGCUGCAGUUAAGGCUGCAUUAUAUAGUACAGAAAUACCAAAAAUCACAGCUGCAACUCUUGAUGGUGGAGAACCAGAUAUCCAAUUAUCAGAUGACUUAUAUGACUGUAUUCAAUUAGAUACAAGUAAUUAUCCAGUCAUUGUAACAUUGUGCAAAAUUGGUGAUAAUUAUAUCGUGGAUCCAACUUCAGAAGAAGAAGUAUGCAGUGCAAGCAGUAUAGUUAUGUCAGUAUUACCAAAUGGUAGAAUAUCAUCUGUGAUUAAGCUGGGUUAUGGAAGCAUUCAACCUAACACUUUCAAGAAAAUGUUAAAGACUGGACAAAACGUAGGAUUGCAGUUAAAUGAAGACCUUAUGAAAGCUCUAAAAGAGGAAGAUCAACUUGGACGACAAAGGCAAAUAUUUGGAUUCCUUAAAUAAAUAAAUAAAUAACUACGUAUAUAAUUCA